AUGUCAUCAUCAUCAUCAACACAAAAACAACAACGUCAUCAAAUUAAUAAUAAUAAUCUCCAACAGUCGCGUAAUACAAAUGCAUAUUUUGAUCGUGAAGAGUACCAUGGACGAUCAUUAAUUAGUAAAAAUAAUUAUUGGAAUCAUGAUUUUCAUGAAUCAAAUAAUAAUUUUUAUAUGAAUGAUUAUUAUCAUCAAUAUCGAAAUAUAUAUUCAUUAUCAUCACGACAUAUACGAAAAGGAAAACAAAUUAAAAAUGAACAACGACAUAACUCAAAACCUAUGUUUUCAUCGUCCAAAAGUAGUAAUAAUAAUAAUCAUCAUCAUGCAUAUUAUGAUAAUAUACCACCUCGUCAUCGUUUUCAACAACAAACUAAUAAACGUGAACAAUAUUCAUCAUGUUUACAAGAGUCACGAACAAAUAAUAAAUCUGAUGAAAUAAAACUUCCAAAUUCUUCAAUAAAAACUGAACAAUCAACAAAACCAUUAAAAUCAUCUUCAUCAUGUAGUACAAAGUCUGAUAUAUCAAAUAAUGCUGGUUUAACUCAUCGAAAAGAUUUACAUGCUAAAAAUUUAGCUGCUGCUGCUAUUGCAGCUCGACAACAAACUUCAUCAGCACAAAGUAAUUUAAGUACUGUACAAGCAUUAAUGAAUUCACUUAUUUUACAACAACAACAACAACAACAACAACCGUCACAAUCACAAACAACAGUUCAAUUACAAUAUCAACUUACAAAUGCUCUUUUAGGAAUAAUGAUUCAACAACGUCUUAAAGAAGCUACACUUCAAGCACAAGCACAACAAAUUCAAGCUGCUUUACCAACAUUAUUAGCAGCUCAAGCGCUUGUCUAUCAACACCAGCAACAAGGACAAUUAACAAGUAAUCAACAACAAACUCAAGCAAUUUUACCACCAAAUAUUGCCCACCCAGGUACGAAAUUUAAUAAUCGUCCUCUUGUUAAAUUUCCUGUUAUUCGUUCAACAAUAUCUCCAUUAUCAUCAGCUAUGAUGAUGCCUAUUAUUCGACCAUCAAUUGCAACAAAUUUUUCUCGACAUCGAUUAGUAACUAAUCCUCAACAAAUUUGUUCGACAACUACUUUACCAACUUAUCAACAAGUACAAGAAAUUGAACGAGGAAUUUCAUUAGAUGAAGCUAUUCAUUUAAAAGGUGCUAUUGAUAUUGCUGAUAUUAAUAAUACAUCGGUUAAUACUGAAACAGAAACUACUCAAAUUAAUAAUAAUAUUACUGAAUGA
Rotaria sp. Silwood1 is the source of this 1254-nucleotide messenger RNA. The record is from the annotation of a GenBank genome assembly. Lineage: Eukaryota; Metazoa; Rotifera; Eurotatoria; Philodinida; Philodinidae.